CAGGCGCAGUAGUUUAGCAGGUUGCCGGUGUCAUGGCUGAGCACGGAGAGCUGAGCGCUGAUGGUCUGAAGGAGAAGCUGCUGCGGGAAUUGCAGGCUAAUCACGUGGAGGUAGAAGACACGUCCCCCAAUCACUGCUCCACCAGUUUCAAGGUGGUGGUGGUGUCACCUCUAUUUGAAGGGAAACCUCUGCUUCAGAGACACAGGAUGUGUUUUAGUUGUGUAUUUAGCUGUUUGCUCGGAGUUAACGCCUUUGAACAGAAGACCCUGACGCCGGCUCAGUGGGAUCAGGAGAAGCAGAAGUAAGCCCUGACCCCGCCCACUUCCUGCCAUGACCGUCCUCUGCCUUCCGCCAUUUUUCUGUGGACUGUGGUGUUC
Molecule: messenger RNA, 377 nt
Organism: Nanorana parkeri
Lineage: Eukaryota; Metazoa; Chordata; Amphibia; Anura; Dicroglossidae
Product: bolA-like protein 2
Exons: 3
Coding region: 33-305 (90 amino acids)
Biological process (GO): intracellular iron ion homeostasis
Cellular component (GO): cytosol; nucleus
Molecular function (GO): 2 iron, 2 sulfur cluster binding
Source: RefSeq, a predicted model, not a curated record